GUUCAGCGGGAACUUGGAGCUCUGCUCCUGGGCACUGAGCGAUGCUUUCGUGGGGGACACCUUCGUCUGCAUCGAGGUGCUGGACGAGCUCCAAAGCCUUGAGCAGCAGAGGAGAGGCACCUUCCGGCGGCUGGAGUCAGAGUUUGACGUGAUCAGCAAGGUGAUGUCGCUCUGGGCUUUCCACCAGCGCCAGACCCUGGAG
Effrenium voratum is the source of this 202-nucleotide messenger RNA. The record is from the annotation of a GenBank genome assembly. NCBI's taxonomy places the organism in Eukaryota, Dinophyceae, Suessiales, Symbiodiniaceae.